AUACUGUGAAAUUAAACAUUUAAACUAAUUCAAAAUGGCUUUUAAUUAUUGGUGUACUUCACGGAAAAAUUAUCUUAAAAGGUGACUGAUUUAUCAAAUAUUCAAGACGUACGGAACUAAAGUCAGCUGGAAUGGAAGGCGACAUUGCUAGUAUACCAAACACAAACGCUUCAGUGUUCUACAAUCUGUCUAGGAAGCGUCUAAAUAUGACAGAUGGUGCCUCAUACGGAGAUGAAAUGUAUGAUAUACCUGAUGGACCUCGUCUAUUGCACUUUACAUCUCUUUUCCCACUGAAAUACAGCGUUCCAAUUAACGGAUAUAUAGCACCAGUACUGGUUCUUCUAACAGUUGUAACCAACACGUUAGUAAUAGCAGUCCUUCUGAAGAAGCAUAUGAGGUCGCCAACAAACGUCCUUCUCGCAGGAAUGGCAUUUAGCGAUAUGAUGACCGGUGUUAUACCAUUACCUAUAUUUAUAUAUUUCUUUUCAAUGGGUCACUACAAGGAAUUUGUCCCAUUCGGAUGGUGCUUACCGUACAAGAUGUUAUACGAAAAUAUUCCAACCAUAUUUCACACGGCAUCUAUCUGGCUUACUGUUGGACUUGCGGCCCAGCGAUAUAUUUACAUUUGCCAUUCGCUGCAAGCAAGAACUUGGUGCACGAUUCCGAACGUGCUCCGAGCAACUGUUAUAGUUUACGUUAUAGCGUUUAUUUCACAGCUCACAAGGUUUAUCGACUUUUAUACUAUUCCCAUGCCUGCUCCUUGUUUUAGCUCGCCUAACAAAACUGUCAUAGGAUGUUCCUAUAUUCCUCGGACGUGGGCUAUGAAUCACAUGGAUAUGUAUCAAAAUAUAUAUUUCUGGUUUAGAAUCAUAUUUAUCCACCUUGUGCCAUGCAUAUCGCUGGUGGUCCUGAACGGCUUGUUGAUAUCUGCAAUGAGAAAGGCCCAAAUACGGCGCAUGCAGCUUUUGAAACAGAACAAAAAGAGUGAGUCGCGGAAAUUAAAGGAGAGCAACUGCACAACACUGAUGCUUGUCGCAGUUGUCGGACUUUUCUUGCUAGUUGAGUUCCCGCUGGGUAUCAUCAUGACGUUAUACGUCACUGAUAACACAUUCGCGCUAGAACUAUUCUCGGAACAUGUUUACAGUAUCAUGACAUCUAUGUCGAACUUUUUUAUUCUGUUAAGCUAUCCUCUGAAUUUUUUCAUAUACUGCGGGAUGAGUCGCCAGUUUAGAGAAACAUUUAAAAGACUUUUUAAGGGCGGUCCGAUGCCUGUUGACAAGGAGUGUUCACAGUACAUGACUCUUCCUACCGAAAAUGGAAAAACUGUUUUCACUGGACCGGAGACAGCCUUAUAAAGGACUGACGUCCACUGAGAUUAGCCGAAAACUUUACCAUACAUAAUCAAAACUGCUUUACGCAGUUACACGAAAGAAAUCGGCGAGACAAAAAAGAUGAAUUUUUCCAUAGGAUACAUUAAAUGUCAGAACGGUGAACAGAAAUCUGUGUAAAUACCUCUUUUCUUUGAAGUCCCAUUACCACUGAGAUAACAUUGUUACGCGAAAGCUGAAUUGAAAAAAAUAUGUAAGAAUUUUUCUAACUUGAAUGAUAGACAAAUGCUAGACACAACAUCGAUGUUAAAUUUUAUUUGUUAAUACACAUCUGGCGUAAUAAAAGUGUUGUUACAAUAUGUAUGAGCUUAUUUAUAAUAAUUUCAAAUAGUGUUCACGGCAAAAAAAUGAUUUGAAUAAUGAAAAGGAGAAAAAAAUCGUUAAUUCGUCUCUUACAAAAUGUGUUGUCUGUCGGUCUGCAGAUUUCAUUAAUCAUUUACAUCUUUUGAGUGCAAAAAGGAAAUUAAAAGAAAUUGAAGUACAUAAUGUGCUAACAGUUACAAGGGUUUUGUCGCUACUUGGCUUUAUGACUUUAACAUCCACGUAAAGGUAAAGUGCCGCGUCAUGAUAAUCAAAACUAUUGGUUAAGUAAUUAACGUACUAUUAUGAUUGAUCAAAUUGACUGAAUAUCGAGAGUAUUUGAUUGACAUGUGAUAGAAAAAUGUGUGAUAAAUCGGAAAACGGUUAUAUUUAUUUCUACUACUACAAGUACCACACAACGUCAGGACUUUUCAACCGUUAAUGUUAUUGUUUUAAACAAAAAUGUAAAAAUAUAUAUUAUAUAUAUAUAACUCAUGUUUACUUCAUUUGUUUUGUUUUCAUGAUUAUUAUGUAUACAUUUAUAUACUUAGCUUAUUUUAGCAAAUGAUGAACAUUUAGUAUGCGAGAUUUUUGUGUGAAUGAUGCAUGCGUGAAAUUAAAUCAUCACAUAGAUGUUUGUAAUAUUUUAACUUUUUAUUUAUUAAAGUCAGAUUUAUUUGUAAGAUAAUAUUGUUAAUUAUUUUCGUGUAAACAGAGUUUGACAAUAAAUGUUUUCUUGUAUUUUAUUUACGUAAAGUCUGAUUGUCUAACGCUAACCUAGAAAAUCUAUGGGAGCAAUAAUGUUUAUAACUUAUCAGCACUGCGGGAAACAAAACAACACUCGUUUGAUAUCUAAAAUAGUUUAUAAACAAGAAAUGCCUAUUUGCAUUAAAUUUAUUAUUUCCUAUCUUGUUCAUUUUGUAAGACAUGUUUUAUACUGUAUAAUAUUUCAAUACAUUUAACAUCGAUAUUAAUCAAAACAUUAGACGGUGACGACGUUUUCAUAAGGAAACAAUUGUUUACGAUUCUGUUUUUCGGACAUACAAUAAGAUAUAUACAUGUCUUUUGAAUAAAAAACCCAGAGACAUCAGUUUAUAAAAAAUGGUAAGCAAAACUUAUUCUCAAAAUAAAAUUAGAAUGAUAAUCUUCAUUGACUUCUAGUAAUUCAAACAGAAUACUCCUAAAUUUCCAGACAAUAUUGUGUUUUACAAAACAAACACAAAAAUUUACAAAUACAAAUAUUAACAAUAAUGAUACUGUGAGUUACAUGAUUUAAUGUUGUACAGCCCAUACAUGUCAGGUCUAACAUUUAACAGACCAAAAUCUGACUCGGUGCUUUCAAUUAAACAGUGCGUAGUAAUUGUGUUUAUAGUUUUCUGUAAAUAAGAUUACUUCUUUUUGUACAAAAACGCUUUCUCUUUGAACACGUUUUCUCAAUUAAAUUACGUUGAGUUCUAUUGAAGUUUUUCCUUGAGUAAUUCCGUUGGAAGCUCUGACAACUGCUAGAUGAAUUCCUAAAAAUUAGUUUGUUUCAAUUGGCCUGUUCCUGUAAUGACAAAUUAGGGAACACAAUAUUAACAUUAUAUUCUGACUUAUACAGAUCAAAAUGGAAUUUAUCAUAUUCAGACAAAUACAAAGAACGGACUUAGAUACAUUUGACCUAUCGCAGUCAUAAAUACCAGACUAGUACAUGUAUACACAUGUCCAAAAGAAGUGUAAAACCGUUGUUAAUUUGAAAGCGUUUCUGUAUAUACUUAAUCUGGUUCAAAUGUUUAUUAAAUGUAACGUGCUGUCUUUUAAGACAUGUUUCCGAAAAUAGGUAUGCUUUUUUUCUCUAUUGUGUCAGUCACGUAGCUGUUAUUUUAUCUUUUUGUAAAGUUUGCUUUUGUGGUAUCGUUAUAUUGUAAGAUCUACAAAUUUACUGGUAUUUGAUAGUGAUUUGAUAUUUAAGCGGUGACAUAAGUUUAACUACAAAGUAAAAAUAUAUUAAACAUGAUACAGUCAGUUCUUUUAGAAGAAAUGUUUAUAGAUCCGUUGUGGAAAAAACCUCAAUUGUUUUGUUCAUCAUUGUUUGUAUUUUAUUUUCCAUUCACAGAUAAUUGUGUUCAUUUGUUCUGCUUUUUCACCAUUUCCUAUACCGUACGUACAUUGUAAUUUGUAAUACACAAAUGUUAAAUGUACGUCGUAGAAUGUAUGACAACAAAAUUUUUAGAAUUGUUUUGCAAGCAGCUGUGUGAUAAAGUUUAGUUUUGAUUCUUUUGUUUCCUGCUUUUGUUGCUAUGGGCUAUAUUUUGCUUACUCAAGUUUCAUUUAAAUCUACGAAAUAUUUAGUAUUUUUAAUCUUUAAAUUAUUAAAUUAUCUUUGCUUUUGGAUUUGGUUUCCAAAACUGACUUUAUAUUUAUUAACUUUAUUUUCAUUUAGCCUAUUUACUGUACCUGUUAGAAAUUCAUUUUGAUU
Molecule: messenger RNA, 4146 nt
Organism: Ruditapes philippinarum (Manila clam)
Lineage: Eukaryota; Metazoa; Mollusca; Bivalvia; Venerida; Veneridae
Product: sex peptide receptor-like
Exons: 3
Coding region: 132-1355 (407 amino acids)
Biological process (GO): G protein-coupled receptor signaling pathway
Cellular component (GO): membrane
Molecular function (GO): G protein-coupled peptide receptor activity
Source: RefSeq, a predicted model, not a curated record